Molecule: messenger RNA, 2700 nt
Organism: Nannizzia gypsea CBS 118893
Lineage: Eukaryota; Fungi; Ascomycota; Eurotiomycetes; Onygenales; Arthrodermataceae
Product: transcriptional activator protein acu-15
Exons: 5
Coding region: 1-2700 (899 amino acids)
Biological process (GO): regulation of DNA-templated transcription; DNA-templated transcription
Molecular function (GO): zinc ion binding; DNA-binding transcription factor activity, RNA polymerase II-specific; DNA binding
Source: RefSeq, a predicted model, not a curated record
AUGCCAGGCAUCUUACCCAUGAAGGUCAUCAAGGUCGGGAGUAAUUCACAAAGCAGAGUUGCUCAAGCCUGUGACCGGUGUCGGAGCAAGAAGAUUCGAUGUGAUGGCAUCCGGCCGUCAUGCUCGCAGUGCACGAAUGUCGGCUUCGAAUGCAAGACGAGCGAUAAGCUUAGCAGAAGGGCGUUUCCCCGUGGUUAUACCGAGUCCCUGGAGGACAGAGUCCGGUCUCUGGAGGCUGAAGUACGGGAGCUUAAGUCCCUGUUGGAUGAGAAGGAUGAGAGGAUAGACGUCCUCACUCGGCUUCAAUCGUUUUCUCUCUCCUCCCAAAAGGCAACUUCAUCCCCAGUGUCGAACAUUUCCACAUCACCAGCCGGCUAUUACCCACGGCCGCCCCAGACGUCACGGAAUGAGGGAGAAGAUCUCAUAUACGUCCAGCAAUCAGCACGCUCCAUCUCAAAGCCAUCGGAUGAUACGUCUUUCACCGGACAUUCCAGCACACGGUCUUUCAUAGACUCAUUUUCUGUUCGACUCGAAAGGAGCGGCAAGUCGCCAACAACCGCAUUGGCAGACGCCCUGCUUUGUGCGCCUUCGUUGAAUGCACGAAGGCAUGAGGAUAUCACUCCAUCCAACAUUCUCCCUCGUCUGGUGUCAGAUCGGCUAUUGAACAUUUUCUUCCAAGAAUGGGCACCACUAUACCCCAUUGUCCAUCGUCCGGAAAUUCUGAAGUUAUACAGCCAGUAUACGACCAAUCCAGACGCCAUCGAAGCGGAUCACUAUGCAUUCGCACAGUUGAACUUGAUUUUCGGCAUUGCUGCCAUCUCAUCCACGUCUCGCGUACCACAGGAUCCCCUGUUCUUUGAACGGCAUUGGAUACCGAAGCUGAAGAUGCUUGCAAAUGAUAUCUCACUGACCACGCUGCAGUGUUAUGUUCUUGCUCAAGUAUAUUAUUCCAUCAAGGCAGAUUAUCGAAGUCUCCUGCACUACCGGGGCCUUGGUGUUUCGAUAUGUCUUCAAUUGGGCCUUCAUCACAGCCAAGAGAGAUUCUCUCUCAACCCUCUAGUAAGCGAAACGCGAAAGAGGGUAUUCUGGUGCCAAUAUACUCUUGAUAGAUUCGGAGCUGCCUUCACAGGGCUGCCCGUGCUAUUAGCUGAGGCGGACAUCUCAACAGAGUACCCAGCAGACGUUGAUGAUGAAAAUGUCACGGAAACGGGCUUCGUUCCAACCAUCCCGGAGGAGUCGACGAGGAUGUCAUCCGCUCUGGCUCUAUUCUCAGCCUCACGUAUCCUCCAUCGAGUGCUCGAGGACCUCUACCCUUCUCCUGCAGGCUAUGAAAUCUCUCUCUCCACGGUCCACUCGCUGGCGGAAAACCUGGACGAGUGGUUGAAGAAUCUCCCUGCCCACCUUCAACUCACAUUCCUGCUCGACAAGCCCAAUGCCUCAGUUGCAAGCAGCCGAUCAAUAUUGCUGUCGACGGUCUAUUACUUUAUUCGCACCCUGAUCCGCCGCCCAGCGGUCUCCUUCGGCUCAUCCGAUAGCUCAUCGCCAUCGAUGCUGUCUCUUGUAGACUCAGCCAAACACAUUAUACAACUCCUCAGACUACUCGAGGACCGUCGGAUGAGCCUUUCGUUAUGUAUGAACAAACGCGAACUGAUUCUGAUCUCUGGUCUUGGCCUGCUCUGGCAAAACCUCCAGCUUGGCCGGGACAGCAAGCUGGUUAAGGAUGCUCAGAAGAGUCUGACAGCUACUGUCUCGCUACUGGAGAAUGAAUCCAUCGAGGCUGCACUGGAGUUCACCUCGUUGAUAAACCUAGUGUCGGAUUCUGACCGGCCAAUGCCAGACCAAGCUGCCAGCGGCGGCGUGCAAGAAUUCGUGUCGAAGAUGAAAAGACCUCGCCUGUCAUUCUCGUCUGAGCCUGGUGUAUCGACACAGAUGAGGGACGACCUUCGCAGGGCAAACAUGAGGCUAUCAUCGCCUAGGAUGUCACGCAGCGUUCGGUCAUCGAGCUCGCAUAGCAGCAGCUCCUACGAUCAGCGUGACCAGAUUCAACAACCUCACCAAGUCCAUCCCGGCAUGCACUCUGGACAAACUAAUCUUGGCUAUGUCCCCCUUCAGGUUAAAAAGGAUAAUAAGAAGCAGAUGCAGCCAGGAUAUAAUGCUCAAGUGGGGAUGACUGAAUGGGACCAUGCUCUCAACGACAUUGAUGGCGGGCAUGGCAAUAUAUUCCCUGGAAUAUACAGCAGCAACGAGUGCGGACAGGCUCCGGGUGCAUUCAAUACCCUCAGCCCGAGUUACCCGCCAUCUCAACAGUCAACACCGGCACUUGGCAUGACUGUUUUGCACUCAUCUCCUGAUAGUAUGCACGGGUGGCCUCAAGAAUCAUGGACUGCGGCUCCACGAACCGCCAUACCGCGCAGCCAUCCACAUCCCAGUCACAGCGGCGCCAAUCCAGCGAAUGGCGGCACGCCAGCAGAAUCUCCUUCAGCAUAUAAUGACGGCAGGAACUUAGACAUGAGAGACCAGCAUAUAGCUCAGGCUCACUCGAACGCCCAUGAAGGGAAUAAUGGCCACAUCCAUACCUGUGCGCCACCCUUAAACCCGUUUGAAGCGAUGGUUAUGCCGCAUAACCUCGAUUCUAUGCAAGGAACCCCCAACUUCAAUGUCUCCGUCACGAGCGGCUGGGGCCAACACUCUGUGAUGUAA